Stegodyphus dumicola is the source of this 1775-nucleotide messenger RNA. Its product is annotated as chitinase-3-like protein 1. NCBI's taxonomy places the organism in Eukaryota, Metazoa, Arthropoda, Arachnida, Araneae, Eresidae. Gene Ontology annotation, biological process: chitin catabolic process; carbohydrate metabolic process. The record is from RefSeq and is a predicted model, not a curated record. Gene Ontology annotation, molecular function: chitin binding; chitinase activity. Gene Ontology annotation, cellular component: extracellular region.
UGAUAGAGUGUGUAAACAAUUCAAACUGACUUUGAAAAGUAGCGUGAUACGAUUCAUCAGUAAUAUAUAAAAAUAUCUUCGAAUCUGAAUAAGUAAUAAAAAGGUUCCAUUUAAAACCUUGUUAAUCGAUUUUUCUCUUUGCUACUGGACAGUCAGUGGUAUAGGUGAAAGGUUCAAAGAGUUGUAAGUCAGAGGAUCAGCGAAGAUGAUGUCAGUCCGAUGUUUUCGAGUCGUUGCCAUUUUGUUAGUCGUUCCAAAUAUAAUUACAAAUGGUGCUUCGAAGUCUCACAAGGUCGUCUGUUAUUUGGGAAGCUGGGCAAAUUACCGAAAUGGAGAAGGAAAGUUCCUUAUCGAAGAUAUCGAUCCCUUUCUCUGCACACAUUUAAUUUAUGGUUUUGCAAAAUUGAGUUAUGACAACAAAAUUGCAGCUUACGAUCCAUACCUAGACCUCAAGGAAAACUGGGGACUUGGCGCUUAUCAAAGAUUUAACGAGUUGAAGGCAAAAAAUCCGAACCUAAAAACAUUACUAGCCAUUGGUGGUUGGAACGAAGGCUCUACGAAGUACUCACAAAUGGCUAGAAAUGCAAACUCUCGAGGUGUUUUUAUUAAAAGUUGCGUAGAAUUCCUCUUGAAAUAUGGAUUUGACGGACUUGACCUUGAUUGGGAAUAUCCUGCUAAUCGAGGAGGAGCUCCAGAAGACAAACAGAAUUUUGCUGCGCUUCUAAAGGAAAUGAAAGAAGCUUUUCGAUCUCAUGGCCUUCUAUUAUCUGCAGCAGUUUCAGCAGGGCAAAGUACCAUUGACUCAGCCUAUGACAUAUCUGCUUUAGGAAAAUACUUGGAUAUGAUAAACUUAAUGGCGUACGACUUUCAUGGAGGCUGGGACACUGUAACUGGUCAUAACGCACCUUUAUAUCCAAGGCCAGAACAAUCAGAAAAUAAUAAAAAAUUAAAUGUGGAUUACGCGGUGAAGUACUGGCUUCGUAAAGGAGCUCCAGCAGAGAAGCUGAUCUUGGGAAUGCCAUUAUAUGGCAGAAGUUUUGCUUUGCAAAAUUCGCAAAAAAACGGCCUAGAUGCGCCUGUGACUGGUAAAGGAAUGGCUGGAGAGUACACUAAGGAGCCGGGUAUGCUUGGUUACAACGAGAUUUGCAAGAUGCUCCGCAACGAGAAGGAUUGGAAAAUUGUGGUGGAGAAAUACACUAAAGCUCCAUAUGCCGUGAAGGAUAGACAAUGGAUUGGCUAUGACGAUAUUGAAAGCAUAUCCCAUAAGGUGGAUUAUCUUCUUCAAAUGAAACUUGGUGGCGGUAUGAUAUGGUCAAUCGAAACAGAUGACUUUCGAGGAAAUUGCCACGGAUUUCGAUAUCCUCUACUGCGAGCUAUCAAUGAACGUCUCAAUGGCAGAUCUGUGCCACAUCAUAGAGAAAAGGAUUUGGAAAAAGAUAAUUCCAUCUCACCGACGAAGUUCAUCUCAAGUUCUUCCCCUAUGCCAUCUAGCACAAGACGUCAGACCGCGUCCACAAGGACAGCAAAGGCAACUACAGAAAAACCUCAGGAUAACGAUUUGCCUUGUCCUCGCACUGGUUAUUUCAGGCAUCCAGAUAAUUGUAAAGUCUUCUACUUCUGUCAAGCAAUAAAUACAGCGAAGGGUAUGGGUUACCAAAGAUUUGUUUUCAAAUGCGGUGCCGGCACCGUAUUCAGUGAAACACUGCGCAUAUGUACAUUUCCUAAUAGCGCUCCCGGAUGUUCUUAAAAUAAAAAAUUAGAUAUUUUGCAGCAAA